Oncorhynchus masou masou (cherry salmon) is the source of this 4141-nucleotide messenger RNA. RefSeq names its product hyaluronan synthase 2 (gene has2). The record is from RefSeq and is a predicted model, not a curated record. Gene Ontology annotation, cellular component: plasma membrane. The transcript has 4 exons. Gene Ontology annotation, molecular function: hyaluronan synthase activity. The coding region runs from base 543 to 2207 and encodes 554 amino acids. Gene Ontology annotation, biological process: hyaluronan biosynthetic process; extracellular matrix assembly. NCBI's taxonomy places the organism in Eukaryota, Metazoa, Chordata, Actinopteri, Salmoniformes, Salmonidae.
GUAAGGAGCUACGUGCAGGAAGCAUAAACCCAGGACGUCUGGAAGGAAUUAGACGCUGAAGAAGCAGUAAAAGUAGCGUGGUUGGGCAGUUCAUGACUUUAACCUGUAUUACCUACAGCUCUUCUCACCAACAUUGACUACUGUUGAAUUACAAUUUUUUUCUUUUUUCUUUAUUUUGUUUAUUUCUUUUAUUCGUUGUAUAUAUUACACUUAUGCCAAAGUUGACUAACAAGAUGAUUUGUAUACAUUUUAAAUGUAUACAUUAUAUAAUUAAUGUAUGCAAAGAGAGAAGUUAAAAAAAAAAAAAAAAUACAAUACUUGAAUGAAUGUUUUCAACCGUUCACAGCAAGGAGAAUUGGAAAAUUGCACAAACUUUUUUCUUUAUGAAGAGACAUUUUAAGAAGCUUCAUGAGUGUUUCUGCAAAGGUGACUCAAGAAGAUACGUUGCUGAGAAGUUUUCUCCAAGUUGAACGCUGCUAACCGAGCCUAUGCUGACUGCAUCCAUUUAAAGAAACGGCACAGCCACACACAGCUGCUUCAAGAUGAAAUGUGACAAAGCUCUCACCUACCUAAGAAUUUUCGGGACAACAAUGUUUGGAGUCUCGCUCCUCGUGGGGAUCUCUACCGCCUACAUAAUGGGCUACCAGUUUUUCACCACGGCACGAAACCACUUGUCCUUCGGGCUGUACGGGGCCAUCCUGGUCAUCCACCUCAUCAUCCAGAGCCUGUUUGCUGUCCUAGAACACCGGAACAUGAGGAGAUCCAUGGAGACGCCCAUCAAACUCACCAAAUCACUGGCCCUGUGCAUUGCAGCCUAUCAGGAGGACCCGGCCUACCUGAGGAAGUGCUUGGUAUCGGUCAAGAGGUUGACCUACCCGGGCAUCAAGGUCAUCAUGGUGAUCGACGGGAAUAACGAGGACGACAAAUACAUGAUGGAGAUCUUCCGGGAGAUCAUGGGGUGGGAUAAAGCCACCACGUACGUCUGGAAAAACAACUACCACCACCGGGGAUCUGAGGAGACGGACGAGAUGUACGCUGAGAGCCUGCAGGCCAUCUCGCGCCUCGUGCUCAAUAAUAAAUGUGUCUGCAUCAUGCAGAAGUGGGGAGGCAAGAGGGAAGUAAUGUACACAGCCUUCAAAGCCCUGGGGAGGAGUGUGGACUAUGUUCAGGUGUGUGACUCUGACACCAUGCUGGAUCCUGCGUCCUCUGUGGAGAUGGUGAAGGUUCUGGAGGAAGACCCCAUGGUGGGAGGAGUGGGAGGAGACGUUCAGAUCCUGAACAAAUACGAGUCCUGGAUCUCGUUUCUUAGCAGCGUCCGUUACUGGAUGGCCUUCAACAUCGAGCGAGCGUGUCAGUCCUACUUCGGCUGCGUCCAGUGUAUCAGCGGACCACUGGGGAUGUACAGGAACAACCUGCUCCACGAGUUCAUAGAGGAUUGGUACAACCAGACCUUCAUGGGCAGCCACUGUAGCUUCGGCGACGACCGCCACCUCACCAACCGCGUGCUGAGCCUGGGCUACGCCACCAAGUACACGGCCCGGUCCAAGUGCCUGACCGAGACCCCCAUCACCUACCUGCGCUGGCUGAACCAGCAGACCCGGUGGAGUAAGUCUUACUUCAGAGAGUGGCUCUACAACGCCAUGUGGUUCCACAAACACCACCUCUGGAUGACCUACGAGGCUGUCAUCACCGGGUUCUUCCCCUUCUUCCUCAUCGCCACGGCGAUACAGCUGUUCUACCAGGGGAGGAUCUGGAAUAUCCUUCUCUUCCUGUUGAUCGUCCAGGCGGUCGCCCUCAUCAAGUCCUCCUUUGCCUCUUGCAUGAGGGGCAACAUCGUCAUGGUCUUCAUGUCCUUCUACUCAGUGUUGUACAUGUCCAGUCUGCUACCGGCCAAGAUGUUCGCUAUCGCCACUAUAAACAAGGCUGGCUGGGGCACGUCAGGGAGGAAGACGAUCGUGACUAACUUCGUAGGGCUCGUUCCCAUAUCGGUCUGGUUCACCAUCCUCUUCCUUGGCAUUAUCUAUACGGUCGUCCAGGAAACCAGAAAAGAUUUUCCUUUUCCAGACUCUGAAAAGAUAGUCUUAAUCGUUGGUGCGAUAGUGUACGCCAGCUACUGGGUCAUGCUCUUGACGUUGUACAUGGUACUGAUCACUAAAUGUGGCAAGAGGAAGAAAGAACAGCAGUAUGACAUGGUGCUGGAUGUAUGACAUCCCCCUCCUUUCCUUCUCCACUGAAACUCCUCGAUUGGGUCUUAAACGCCACUCUAUUUCCUGUGUAGUGCACUACUUUUGACCAGGGUCCAUACAGGGUUCUGGUCAAAAAGAGUAACACACUUUUUCCGGAUCAGGGUGCAGUUCGAGACGCAGACAUGCUCCCUCUCAACGUUUACAAAGUGAAGAAUCUCAAACUGCUCAUUGAUUGUUGGACUCUCGGCAGGUGACGUGAAGUGACGAUGCCAGAAGAGCGAUAUCAUUGCUGCUGUGACUGACUGCAACAAGAAACUACAGAUAUUUCCUUCUGAAAUAUUAUGAUGAUGAGGUAAAAAAAAAUAUAUUAAAAAAUUGAACUCUUGUUGGUGAUGUGUUUUGCCAAAUGGAAAAGCACCAAAUGGACAUCCUGUUUUUCCACAUAGAUACACAGAGAUGAUAUGCAUAAUGUCCUAUGCACUUUUACGUCUCACUCCCAUUGUGCAUAAUGCUUGACAGAGUCAUUUGAAGAUGAAAUACCUCAGUGGUUAUGCUUUUCAUUGUAUGAGUGAGUGAUCGGGAUGCACCCAGAAAAUGGCUCGUUCUUGAUUAUAACAUAAUUUAUGAUGUUUUUUUGGUCAUAUUUGUCCUCUUUUUUUAUACACAGUUGUUAAUGAAAGUCAAAGCUGGAAUUUCUCAGUUCUUUGGCCAUGCUGUAUCUGUUGACGUGUUACUUUGUAAUUUACAUAUUAUAUUUUAAUGCCUUUUUAUAUAGACUUUUUUAAAUUCUAUUUUUGCUUUAAUAAACACCAAAGAUUCUUUAUUUUCAUUCAUUUUUUUUAUAUAAAAUGGAGAGAAAAAAAUGCAUUGUGCAUUCAACUGUUAUACCAAUGAUGUGUAUAUCUGACCAAAAAUGUGAAGUUAACAGCUGGGUUUUUGUCUGCAAUGAUAACAAUAAAAUGCAAUUCUAGGGAUAAGUUAUUGAAUACAAGAAGGGUGAUUAACCUGUGUUUUUUUUUAAUGUACAUUGAAAGAAAACCAGCGAUAUUUAUAAGAACAUUCUGUGGUUUAUAGAUAAUUAUAUAUUUGAUAAUAUACAUUUCAUAAUAGACCUUAUAGAGACCAUCGUUGGUUGUGGAGAGGAAGCCAUUCUGCAGGAUUUUGCUCCAGCCCUAAUCUUAAAUAGCCUUUCGCAAAUCUAAAUGAGCAAGACAGCACAAACAGAUCUGGGACCAGGCUAGCUCUAACACACUCUAAUUUACUGAUCAGCACAAACUAAUCUGGGACCAGGCUAGCUCUAACACACUCUAAUCUACUGAUCAGCACAAACUGAUCUGGGACCAGACUAGCUCUAACACACUCUAAUUUACUGAUCAGCACAAACUGAUCUGGGACCAGGCUAGCUCUAACACACUCUAAUUUACUGAUCAGCGCAAACUAAUCUGGGACCAGGCUAGCUCAAACACAUUCUAAUCUACUGAUCAGCACAAACUGAUCUGGGACCAGGCUAGCUCUAACACACUCUAAUCUACUGAUCUGGGACCAGGCUAACUGUUCCUGCAGGGCAGGAGCAAAAGCCUGCCACGCAGUAUCUCUUCAGGCUGCGGUUUUGACCACCUCUUGCCUUACUGUAGGACUUCCUGAAAUAGGUUUCAAGGUUUCAUACGAGUUCAGAGGAGGACAUUCGUCACAUGAUGCAUUCUGAAAACUGUAUAAACAAUGUGUUAAUCCACAUCAGAUUAAAAUGCCAAAAGAUACAUUUUCGCAAAAAUGUAAUGAUCUAUUCCAGAGUAUUGAUUAUUGAUUAUUGACUCUUUAGAGAGUUUAAGAACACAUUUUAAUCCAUUUUAUUAGAAUUGAUCAGACCGAAUAUUGAACCGUGACUUUGGGAUCAUGGGUAGUAUUAUCCUGAAGCACUUUUGUGUUGUGCCAAAAAAUAAAUAAAUAAUGUCUUA